GACAGUGUGACAGUGAUGAUGGUGGAGGUGGUGACGGGGUCAGGUGACAGUGUGACAGUGAUGAUGGUGGAGGUGGUGACGGGGUCAGGUGACAGUGUGACAGUGAUGAUGGAGGAGGUGGUGAUGGGGUCAGGUGACAGUGUGACAGUGAUGAUGGAGGAGGUGGUGAUGGGGUCAGGUGACAGUGUGACAGUGAUGAUGGAGGUGGUGAUGGGGUCAGGUGACCGUGUGACAGUGAUGAUGGAGGAGGUGGUGACAGGGUCAGGUGACAGUGUGACAGUGAUGAUGGUGGAGGUGGUGAUGGGGUCAGGUGACAGUGUGACAGUGAUGAUGGAGGAGGUGGUGACAGGGUCAGGUGACAGUGUGACAGUGAUGAUGGUGGAGGUGGUGAUGGGGUCAGGUGACAGUGUGACAGUGAUGAUGGAGGAGGUGGUGACAGGGUCAGGUGACAGUGUGACAGUGAUGAUGGUGGAGGUGGUGAUGGGAUCAGGUGACAGUGUGACAUUGAUGAUGGUGGAGGUGGUGACGGGGUCAGGUGACAGUGUGACAGUGAUGAUGGUGGAAGUGGUGGUGAUUGUGGUGAUGCUGGUAAUGGUUGUGCUGGUAGUGUUGAUGUUUGUGGUGAUGGUAAUGAGGGAGGUGAUGGUAAUACUGGUGUGGUGAUGGAGAUGGUGAUGGUGGAGGUGGAGAUGGCAUGUUGGGGUUG
This is a messenger RNA of Dipodomys ordii (Ord's kangaroo rat), 706 nucleotides long. RefSeq names its product oviduct-specific glycoprotein-like. The transcript is spliced from 5 exons. The record is from RefSeq and is a predicted model, not a curated record. NCBI's taxonomy places the organism in Eukaryota, Metazoa, Chordata, Mammalia, Rodentia, Heteromyidae. The coding region runs from base 16 to 663 and encodes 215 amino acids.